AUGUUCGCUAGCUCGUCGACGGCGGUAGAUGCAGAGCAAUCUGGUAGCAAGAUAACAUACAGGCAUCUUCUCUCACCGCAGACGCUGAACGUGUACAACCCACUCCGGGUCAUCGCCCUCAUUGAUAGCGACGCGUUCUAUGCAGCGUGCGAGCAGGUUCGCUUGGGACUCAAUCCGGAGAAGCCUAUAGCGGUACAACAGUGGCAGGGGUUGAUUGCGAUAAACUACCCUGCACGCAAGUAUGGGAUCACCAGGCUUAUGUCCGUCACAGAAGCGACCAAAAAAUGCCCCGAGCUCAUUUGCGUACACGUAAUGACAUACCGCGAAGGCUCCCGCGAGCCAGGCUACUUCCCCAACGCUAAGCCCUCGACGCACAAAGUCUCACUAGACCACUACCGGCGGGAGAGCAUCAAGGUCCUGCGAGUGUUUCAGUCAACGCUUCCAGAGGCUGAGAUUGAGAGAGCGAGUAUUGAUGAGGCUUUUUUCGACUUGACCGCCCCGGUUAGGGAGGAGAUAUUGCGCCGAUAUCCCUAUUUGCGAGAUGUACCGUCUGAUGCGACGGAUGGGAUGGACAGCCCGCUGCCUCCUGCACCGGUCAUCGAUUGGACGGGGAGGGGGAACGUAUUGGCUAUCAGAGAGGGAGAGGAGGCGGGAGUGGACGGGCAGGGGACGUGGGCUGAUGUAGCGCUCGCUCUUGGCGCGGAGAUGGUGCACAAGGUGCGGCAGGAGGUGCACAAGCAGCUUGGAUACACGACCUCUGCAGGAAUCGCACGCAACAAGACAAUGGCCAAGUUAUGCGCCUCGUGCAAGAAGCCCUUUGGUCAGACCGUCCUCCGAGACGCCGCCAUCCCCCUGUACCUCAACCCCAUGCCUUUCAAGAAGAUCCGGUUCCUCGGGGGCAAGCUCGGGGACGCGCUCGCCUCCGCCUAUGACGCCAAGACGAUCGGUGACCUUCUCUCCGUGUCGAAGGAGGACAUGCAGCAACAGUUUGGAGAAGAGAGUUACUGGGUGUACGAUAUCCUCCGCGGGAGGGAUUAUGCGGAAGUGAAGGAGCGCACAGGUGUGAAGAGUAUGAUGGCGAGCAAGAAUGUCCGGCCGGCUAUCAAGACCUUUUCUGAUGGGCAGCACUGGCUGCGCGUGCUUUCGGCCGAACUGUCCUUGAGGCUAGAAGAAGCACGCGAUCUUUCACCUGCAGUAUGGCCUAAGACGCUCGUCCUGCACAUUAAGCAGGGGUUUGAUGCUCCACGGUCCCGUCAGUGUCCUUUUCCGUUCACGAACGCCCUGUCGGACGAGUACAUCGCCCGACUAGGAGAACGCCUGUUGAGAGAACUCGUCGGUCAGGGAGAACUGAUGCUUAAGGAUAUCAUCAAUAUCUCUCUUGGGUUUGCGGGGUUGGAAAAGGGUGAGGAAGGACAGAAGAGCAUUGAGGGGUUCUUCGGGGGUGCGGGGCCAGCUGCGAAGAAACGGCGGACGAGUGAGCGGGGCACACCUAUGCCCGAAGCAUCUAGACCGCCUACACCUUCCCGGUCGUCUUCAGCCCCGACGUCUGGCCCGACGUUAUCACACAAGUGCACACGAUGUUCUCGGGUACUCACUGCAUUUGCACCAGGGGUGGCGGAGCAGUCCACCCAGCUCGAGGCGCUCAAAGCUGAGCAUGAGGAUUAUCAUUUUGCGCUGGACCUACAAGCUGCGGACGGGAAUCUUCCCGAAGUGCAAGAAGUACGAGCACCGGUCGGGAGGGAGAAGAAGGGAAAGCCUAAGGCUGGGAAACGGAAGGAGCUGGAUGGGAUUGCGGCGUAUUUUCAGAAACGGUGA
This is a messenger RNA of Dacryopinax primogenitus, 1815 nucleotides long. RefSeq names its product DNA/RNA polymerase. The record is from RefSeq and is a predicted model, not a curated record. The transcript is spliced from 4 exons. The coding region runs from base 1 to 1815 and encodes 604 amino acids. Gene Ontology annotation, biological process: error-prone translesion synthesis; response to radiation. Gene Ontology annotation, molecular function: DNA-directed DNA polymerase activity; damaged DNA binding. Lineage: Eukaryota; Fungi; Basidiomycota; Dacrymycetes; Dacrymycetales; Dacrymycetaceae. Gene Ontology annotation, cellular component: site of double-strand break; nucleus; replication fork.